GGGCUCGAGUUCAACUCGACAGAUUGUUCACGAAGUAUAAUACACGCUCAUUUUCCGAGGAAGAAGAACCAGUUUGGGGGAAACGAUACUUCGAUGCCGCUGGAAAUCUGGGACGCCGUCCUCUCCGAUUUCGAUCGAGUUUUCGAGAGGUUUGACAGCACGCAGAGCGCCCAACCCGCGCUCAAGUUUCUACUCUUUUUGGCCGACAAGGACCCAUCUACCAAGCUUAGCUGGUGCCCUGAUUGCAAUGUUGCUGAGCCUGUAAUAUACAAAAAGCUGGAAGCAUCAAGUAGCAACGUGGUACUUCUGAGAGCAUAUGUUGGAGAUAGACCUACAUGGAGAAACCCUAGCCAUCCAUGGAGGGUGGACCCUCGAUUCAAGGUCAAGGGUGUUCCUACGCUCAUUCGGUGGGAGAAUGGCGGGGUCACCAAACGCCUAGAGGAUUACGAGGCUCAUGCCGAGGAGAAGAUCGAAUCCCUUUUGGCUACCAAAUGAACUCUGUCAUGGAUGUUAGGGAGAAGAUAUACAAACUAUCCUACUGAAUAAUGAAUCAAUGAUGUAGCAUGCACUCUGGAGAAACUACAGUGUUGCAAAACUUUUCGUAUUUGAUAUUUA
Molecule: messenger RNA, 615 nt
Organism: Zingiber officinale
Lineage: Eukaryota; Viridiplantae; Streptophyta; Magnoliopsida; Zingiberales; Zingiberaceae
Product: thioredoxin-like protein Clot
Exons: 2
Coding region: 94-495 (133 amino acids)
Cellular component (GO): cytosol
Molecular function (GO): protein-disulfide reductase [NAD(P)H] activity
Source: RefSeq, a predicted model, not a curated record